ACGAAGCUAUCUUUCUUCCUCCUCGGCCACAAGACCUACUGCUGCGUAUUCAAGCGUCGACUCGAUUUUACUGCUGGCUUGGCGUAGAGGAAGGCCUGGUAGCCGUAGCCUUAGAUAAUCUCCUUGGCUCGCCAGAAAAGGGUCAGCACCAGCCACAUUCCUUCACGACGACAACGAAAGUGACAGGAUGGCUCCGUGGAAUGGACCAAAGACAAAGGUGCAGCUGAAGCUGAGCUCGCAGCGAUGCAGCCUGCUCCAGGAGAAGAAGAACGCGAUUGCGAAAAAGGAUCGAAGAGAGAUUGCGUCUUUGGUCGAGCGAGGCAAGAUCGAGACGGCCAGGAUCAAGACCGAGGGGCUCAUCGGCGAGGACAUCCACGUUGAGCUGCUCGAGAUCAUGGAGCUCUACACUGAGACGCUCAUUGCCCGAUUUGCGCUCCUGGAGAUGAACAGCCGCGAACCCGAUCCUUCCAUCAAGGAGCCUCUGUGUGCUAUCAUCCAUGCCGCGCCGCGAAUCGAGCUGCGCGAGAUGCACGCACUGCGCGAGAUGCUCAUGACAAAGUACGGUCGAGACUUUGCCUUGGCGGCCAUGGAAAACACGGACAACUGCGUGGGCGAUCGAGUCAUCAGCAGGCUCAAGGUCGAGACGCCCAGCAAGGAGCUCGUCGACAUGUACAUUGCCGAGAUCUGCAAGGUCUACGACGUGCCCUUCUCUUCGCCCUACCUCAGCAAAGACGCCGAAAUCGCUGAUGAUGUGCUUGCCGAGCCCGAUCCUAAGCCACAUGCGGCUGCCGAUGGGCCAUUGCCCGCCGUCCAGCUGUCCAAAGAGGGGCAAGCCUCUGCUGCGACAAAGUCAGACGCCGACAUUGCCAGUGCCCUCGGCACUGUCUCAGGGGCAGACGGGCAGAGCAAAACACUGGCAAGCAAAGAAAAGGGGCAACCACAGGAUGAGGAAAAGGCCCGAUUGGACGAUCUCGAGAAGCGCUUUGCCGCUCUCAAGAAGCGUUGAAUCGCCUACUUGUAUUUCUUAAUUGGGUCAACAUGGUAAAUGUGAGGUCCGCAGUAGAGAUGAUUGAAAAUAAUCGGCUUGGAUUUGUGACUGU
Messenger RNA from Acaromyces ingoldii, 1100 nucleotides. Its product is annotated as DUF292-domain-containing protein. Gene Ontology annotation, biological process: protein transport. The transcript has 5 exons. Lineage: Eukaryota; Fungi; Basidiomycota; Exobasidiomycetes; Exobasidiales; Cryptobasidiaceae. The coding region runs from base 188 to 1006 and encodes 272 amino acids. The record is from RefSeq and is a predicted model, not a curated record.